This is a messenger RNA of Dermacentor silvarum, 903 nucleotides long. RefSeq lists its product as uncharacterized. Lineage: Eukaryota; Metazoa; Arthropoda; Arachnida; Ixodida; Ixodidae. Bases 88 to 903 code for a protein of 271 amino acids. The record is from RefSeq and is a predicted model, not a curated record. The transcript is spliced from 6 exons.
UGCCACAACUAUACUUGUUGCAGAAUACAUGCUUUUUGCAGAGCUGUUGUGUUCUUAUGCUCUUGACACUUUAGCUUCAGCCUCAAUAUGUGCACAUCUUCCAUUGCAGAAUGUCAGACCGAGUGCGAUUUUAUGGACAUUGUGCUCCCCGAGGACAAACAGCCAAGGUGCUCAACGCCUAAGCCAGCAGAAUUGUCACUGACUUUUCAGGAUGACCCAAUGGACACUACGUAUGAGCCAUCCUUGGAGGACUCAGGACCUGCUCUCGCCGAACCAUGUCCUCGCAAAAUUAUUGUGUUCGAGGAAAACCUUCUGCAACUUGUCAAGUCUUGCAGGAAAUGCCACCUCCCUGCAAAGUCAUCACUAGAGGUUUUUGGCUCUCUUGCUGUGGUGACAUCAACAUGCCAAGAUGGCCAUGUUUUGAGCUGGCACAGCCAGCCAAAGAUGAAACGCUUUGCCAUGGGCAAUGUUGCUUUGGCUGCUGCAAUUUUAUUUACUGGCUCAAGUCCAACGCAAGUCCUGCGGCUUUUCCAAAGUGCUGGCAUCGCAUGCUUCAGUAAGCGUACAUAUGACCACCUACAGAGGGACAUUAUGAUUCCUGCUGUGCACCAGCUGUGGGAACGUGAACAACAGUCUCUCUUAAGCUGUCUAAGCAGGACGGGUGCCCAACUCGCAGGUGACAGCCGUGCAGAUUCACCAGGCUACAGUGCAAAGUAUGGAACGUACUCAUUGCUGGACACUUCACUGAACCGUAUAAUUGACAUGCAGCUUGUGCAGUCAAACGAAGUUACCAGCAGUGGUGCAAUGGAAUUAGAAGGACUGAAGAGGGCACUAAAGGGCCUUGAGGACCAGAAAGUUUGCGUGCGUGAGCUUGUGACGGAUAGGCACACCCAGAGCAUUUGA